Messenger RNA from Macroventuria anomochaeta, 634 nucleotides. RefSeq lists its product as uncharacterized. The transcript has a single exon. The coding region runs from base 50 to 370 and encodes 106 amino acids. NCBI's taxonomy places the organism in Eukaryota, Fungi, Ascomycota, Dothideomycetes, Pleosporales, Didymellaceae. The record is from RefSeq and is a predicted model, not a curated record.
CUCUCGUUUCGUGCGCGCGAUCUUGAGGCGCAUGCCAGAGUGAGGAAGCAUGUCGAGCUCCAACCUCACACAGCACCCUGUCUCAUCCGCUGACCCACCCUUUGGGUGUUCGAACAUCGCAGAUGCAGCCAUCGCUUGUCGAAACAGCCUUACUUCAUGCAAUACCAUCAGCUACCUCUGGGAUGAAUGGGCAGAGAAUAGACUGGCAGAUUUCCGGCUCUGGGAUGCCAGCAUUGGUGCUUCUUCCCAGAGCGGUUCCUCCCUGGAAGACCGGCUAAUCUCAACACCGCAUAUCAAAAAGGUCAUACUGAGCCUUCUGAAUGUGUUCAAGGUUACCAUAGACGAGUGCAGAGAAUUCGGUGAGUCCUGAAGAUCUCAGACCAAGCUUCUUAGGUAAGCGGUGCUAACAUGGGGGAGGCCGCAGAAGUGAUCAAACAGUGAGCCGAUAUGAGUCUUACACGCCACAGGCUGCUCGACUUGAAGGUUGGUUCCAAUAAUUACUGUUCAGCAAAUCCUAACGUACAACAGAUUUUGCAUACUCAAACAAGAGCCAUGAAACCACAAGCUCGCUGUCUCUAUCACUGGUCGAAGUCAUUCAAGCCGCUGAUACGCUCUUGAACGACCUUGUACGACU